Molecule: messenger RNA, 804 nt
Organism: Peniophora sp. CBMAI 1063
Lineage: Eukaryota; Fungi; Basidiomycota; Agaricomycetes; Russulales; Peniophoraceae
Source: the annotation of a GenBank genome assembly
AUGGUCGCCAAGGAGUCCGUUCGCCUGAUCCCUCGUCCCAGCACUCAGCGCGGACAUGCCGACCACGGCUGGCUCAAGACGUUCCACACGUUCUCGUUUGCAGACUACCAAGACUGGGACCAUAUGCAGUUCGGUUCGCUGCGGGUUAUCAACGAGGACCGUGUCUCGCCGCGCACGGGCUUCGGCACGCACGGACACCGCGAGUUUGAGAUCUUCUCGUACAUCGUCAAGGGCGAGCUUCGACACAAUGACUCCAUGGGCAACAUGGAGAUCCUCAAGCGCGGCGACAUCCAAAUGACUUCGACCGGAACUGGCAUUCGCCACAGCGAAUAUCAGCACGGCCCGAAGCCCGUGCACUUCCUUCAGAUCUGGAGCAUGCCGUCGCAACAGCGCCUACCGCCAACAUAUUACACAAGGCACUUUACGGAAGAAGAGAAGACAGACAAGUGGGCACAUGUCGUUGCGCCGCAUGAUGACAAGGAACACGGUGUCUCGACUGAGCGCGAAGCGUCUGGCCCUGCACCAGUCCACAGUCCGCUCUCGCUCUUUGCGACGAUUCUCUCGCAGGGCAAGACUGUCACCCAAAAGAUUGAGCGCUCGAAGGCAUAUGUACACCUUAUUCAGACGAGCGGCUACAACGCCGGAGAGCCCGAAGGCGCUACCGUCAAGAUCAACGUUGCCGGCAAAGAGCAGACGCUCCGAGAAGGCGACGGCGUCUACGUGCAUCUCCCUGCGGGUACCGACGUGUCCGUCGAGAACGUCGGCGACCGGACCGCCGAGGUCCUUCUCUUCGACCUCGAGUAA